AUUUUUUUUAAAUUUUCUAAUGAAGUUAGGGAAGUCAAAUUGUACUUCCUCCAUUUGAUUUUUUUGCAUUAGGACCUUUCACUCCUCUGUUCUAAAAGCUACUGACAAAAAUAAGCAGAGGAGGUAUUGCAUAAGCACCACGAAGUCAUUUGCCCGAUCUGCAUUUCUCAGUGCAUGAGAUCAGCUCAGAAUAUCUGAUAUGAGAAAGCUACUGGUGCACAACUGCUGUAGCUGAUAGGAGUUACCUCUGUGAGUCAUCUGGUAGGAUGGUUCAGUGGCAAAUAUGAACAUUUGUCAAUAUUUGACAACUCUUUUGGACAUCAUGAAUAUGCUGGAAUCUAGACCACAGAGCACUUGCAAUAGCGCUUUUUAAAUUUGAAUUUAAUGUAAAUGAAAGAAAAAUAAUCAUCUGGAUCAAUUGUAGUGAUGGCUAGCAAAAGAAAAUCCACAACUCCCUGCAUGAUACCAGUAAAAACACUGGUGCUUCAGGAGACUGAACUGGACGCUGUAGAAGAUGAUCGUGAAGGAACGCAACAAGAUGCUCCUGCAGAAGGGCCAGCAGCUAGCGAUGCUGGUGCCAGUAACAGUAAUAACGGAGCUUUGUCUAAUGGGCACCGUGGUAUUGCUGAUAGUGACACUUAUAUCUGCAAGUCUUGUGACUUUGGAUCUCAAGAUGUUCAUCACUUCUUUGGGCACUUGGACUCUGAGCACUUAGACUUUAGCAAGGACCCUGCCUUUGCAUGUGUUGCGUGCAACUUUCUGGCAAAUAGCCAUGAAGGGCUCUCGCACCACAAUGCAGAGUCGCACGCUGGCGAAACGAGCUUCAUCUGGAGGGUGGCUAAGCAGGACAAUCAUACAACUGUGGAGCAAAGUCUCUGUGAGGCCGCCAGCAGCCAUGACCUUCCGGGAGAGGUCCCUGAAGAAGGGGUGGAUGGCCAGUCUGAAAUUAUCAUUACUAAAACCCCCAUCAUGAAGAUAAUGAAAGGUAAACCGGAGGCCAAAAAAAUCCACACACUGAAGGAGAAUGUGUCAAGUCAGCUGGGCAGUGAGUCGGAGGUGAAAGAUGGAGAGCAUUCAUUCCCAAACGGGUCCGUGCCAGUCAGUCAGCCCACUGCAAGUUCGACAAAAUCAUCUCAUAUAGUGAAUGGCUCCAUCAUAGGAAACAUGCCUGUUCUGCAGGCAGGUGUUGCACAACUUGUGUCACUGCAGCAGCAACCCCCGUUGCAUCAGCAGCUACCUACGUCCAAGUCUCUUCCCAAGGUGAUGAUUCCUCUGAGCAGCAUUCCAACGUACAACGCCGCCAUGGACUCCAACAGCUUCCUGAAAAACUCUUUCCACAAGUUCCCCUACCCCACCAAAGCUGAGCUCUGCUACUUGACUGUGGUGACGAAGUACCCAGAAGAGCAGCUGAAGAUCUGGUUCACUGCCCAGAGGUUGAAGCAAGGCAUCAGCUGGUCACCAGAGGAGAUCGAAGAUGCCAGGAAGAAGAUGUUCAACACCGUUAUUCAGUCCGUGCCACAACCCACCAUUACAGUUUUGAACACGCCUCUGGUUGCAAAUCCUGGGAGCGUCCCCCAUCUUAUUCAGGCAACUUUACCGGGCCACGUGGUGGGGCAGCCGGAGGGGACGGGGGGGCUGCUGGUCACGCAGCCCAUCAUGGCAAACGGGUUGAAGGGCACCAGCUCCUCCUUCACCUUGGCGGUGACUUCUGUCCCCAAGCCGCAGCCGGCAGCACAGCACAGCACGGUGAGCUCCAGCAACGCAUCGGGGGUGAAGGUGGUCAACAGCGGCCAGUCGCUGCUCACCGCCUGCCCAGCGAUCUCCUCGCAGACCUUCCUGGAUCCCAACGUCUACAAAAACAAGAAGUCCCACGAGCAGCUCUCGGCCUUGAAAGGCAGCUUCUGCAGAAACCAGUUCCCUGGGCAGGCCGAAGUCGAGCGGCUGACAAAAAUCACGGGCCUUUCCACCAAGGAGAUUCGAAAAUGGUUCAGCGAUAGGAGGUACCACUACAGGAACGUGAGAGGCGGCCGGGCCGUCUUCCCUGGAGACAGCGCUCUCGAUUCCCUGCCCGAAAUAACCCUCGACGUCUCGCCCAGAGGAGCCGAGCUGAGCCCCGCGGCGGCGGCGGCCGCGCCGGCCCCUCACCACCCGCCGCGGCGGCAGUCGUGGCACCAGGCGCCCGACUUCACGCCGACCAAGUACAAAGAGCGGGCGCCGGAGCAGCUGAAAGCCCUGGAGAGCAGUUUUGCCCAAAAUCCCCUUCCUGCGGAGGAAGAGGUGAACCGCCUGAGGGGGGAAACGAAGAUGACGCGGAGGGAGAUUGAUAGCUGGUUCUCAGAGAGGAGGAAGAAGAAGGUGGCAGAGGAAAAUAAGAAAGUGGAGGAGGCAGCUCGGCAGGAGGAGGAGGAGGCGGAAAAUGGUGGUGGGGAAGGGGAAGACUCCUCGGAUGAGCUGAGGGCCACGAGCGAAAACGGCUCAGUCGACGCCUCCGGCAACAACCCGAACUCGAUGGAGCGGAAAGUGAGUCCCAUCAAAAUCAACCUGAAGAACCUGCGAGUGACCGAGUCCAACGGCAAAAGCGAGUUACCAGGGGCUGGCACAAACGAGAAAGGGGACGGCAGCUCCAGCCGGCCACCCACCCCUCCGAAAACCAAACUGAACUUUAAAAAAACGGCCCAGCAGCGGCAUCUGCUGAAGCAAAUGUUUGUGCAGACCCAGCGGCCCACGAACCAAGAGUACGACGCCAUCGUUUCCCAGACGGGUCUGCCGCGGGCCGAGGUCAUUCGCUGGUUCGGGGACAGCCGGUACGGCUACAAGAACGGGCAGCUGAAGUGGUAUGAGAACUACAGGCGGGGGGUUUUCCCCCCGGGGCUGGUGGAGGUCAGCCCCACCGGUCGGGAGGUGCUGGAGGACUACUACGAGAAGCACAAGGGGCUGCGGGAGGAGGACCUGCCCGGCCUCUGCGAGCGCUCCCACCUCAGCGCCCAGCAGCUCAAGGUGUGGUUUGCGGUGAAGGCGGAGGAGGAGAGCAGGGGCACCGUCCCCGAGGAGGCCUGCGCCGGCGAGACGGCGGGAAGCCGGAAAGGGCCGUGCGAAGCCAGCUCGGAGGUGUCGGAGAGCAGCGAGUCGUGGGAGCCGGGUGGACGGGAAGGCGGUGCCGGGACCCCCGAUGCCCCCGGCCCGCCACCCGCCGCGCGGCUCGAGAGAACAAGCUGUUCUUCAGAGAACAAACGCAGAGAAUACGCAGCAUUGCUGUGAGUGGUUCAAGUCAUUGUUGUCUCCAAGGGAUCAGCGAGGCAGCAGCUCUUCUGCAAUCAGGAAGUUUCCCUCUUGCAGCCCUACAUGACAGAUCCUCCUGCAGCAGUGCUGGUAACUUCAAGUGUUUGCUCCAGUCUUUUUUUUUUUUUUUUUUUUUUUUAUUCCCCUUUCUCUUUUCCCCCUCCUUUUUUUUUUUUUCUUUCCAGUCCAUCUGCAAUAGUUCUGGAGAAACAGUAAAAUAAAUUUCGCAGUUAACCUUCCUGCUUCCCGGUACCUGUACAUUUUUAAUGUGCCCAUGUUGUCUUGGGUGGUUGCUGUGUGAUGCAACUACUUAAAGAUUUUUUUAAUAUUCUCUUCUAAUAGAAAACAAGGUCUAGAAGGGAAACUCUUGAGCUGAAUAGUCCAGCCAAAUGCUGUGUCAGAUCAUUCUGUCACAAACUAAUCAAAUCCCAGUUCAAAAUUGGUUCCAUGUCUUGCCUUCACUUUUGCUCUUGGAAGGCUAUUCCAGAACUUCACUGCCUUUGAAUGGUUAGAAACUUUAUUUAAAUUUCUAGUUUGAAUUAAUUCGUGGCCGGUUCAUUCCUGGUUUGUUUUGGAGCCAACAUUGUCCUUUAACUUAAAUAGGUUUUGGUGUUUAUCCGCUGAUGUAUUUAUGGAGAGUAGUCAUAGCUCCUUAUUUUUGCCAAGCUAACUCAGCCAAGCUUUUUCAGUAGAAGGUUUUUAUUUAGUGAGAGCUUUUAAUGUGGGAGACUUUAUUGUUGGUGGUAAAUGAUAUUUAUUAGAAGGGUGGGUAGCAAGCCCCAAAGGAUCAGAUCCAGAGAUUUACAAAAAAAUCUGGUUUAAAAACGAAAAAGCUCUUUCAGAACCUCUUCCAAAGAUGGUGUCUGAUUUCUACCUUUAAUUGCCCUUGCUUUUCCAGUUCGUUCUUUGUCUCUUCUUUAAGAGGCUGCCUUGCUCAACUACUAGGAGGGAUUUUGUCUGCUCAGUGCUUUGCAAGAGAGAGGGCUUCCUCUCGCCUGGCGGUAUGUGCCUACGUGGUGGGUGCCUGCGCCUGAGCUCACGUAGCUCCCCUGGCACAUGGUGCAACCCCUGCGGCCAAGCCUGAGCAUCUGCUUCAGAAGGAGAUGACCUGCGCCCUAAAGAGAGCCAGGGCGACGCGCUCAGAUGCAGACACCCUCACUGCAACCAUCUCUUAGCAGUCAGAGGAACCCUCCCCAAAAUGCUGCGAGCAGGGGUGGAGUCGACCCCAAGCACCCUGCUGUGACACCAGGCUCCCUAAAUGUCUUUCUCUUUAGAAGCACUAUUGCUGGUCAUGCCGUGGUCGGAGGCAUAACUGGCAGCCGUCCCACCUUGGGCUUGUGUUGGCUCAGCCGGGCAGCAUCCCUGUGGCUCUCCUCUGGGAGAGCAGGGGCGGCUGCACUGCGAAGACAGCCAGAGCCCCGGUGGUUCACCCUCGCGGGUGCAAUCCUGCACACCCCAAAAUGUCACAGGUGACGGGAGAAUCUGGGUGGUCCUAGAGCUGGAGGGAACAGAUCUGGGAGUCGUGCGGCCCGAGAGUAUGAGUGUAUGUACAGUGUUACCUUCAGAGAACAAAUACAGGUAGGUCAAUUUACUCUCUAGUGUCUAUGUACAUGCAGGUUUAUUUAAGUACACAUAUAUACAGUUCAGAUAUGCCAUUGAUUCUUUAUUUCAUUAAGAUGUACAUUAAAAAUGUACACUUUUACUAACUACUUGCUAUAUAAAUAUGUUGGAAGUGUAGUUUGCCCAUUCAAGGUGAUUUUCUGUGGGAUUUUUGGUGUACACUUAAAGGCCUAUGGCUAAUUGGAAGAGUGAUCCCCGCUCCAUCUACAGAAAUGCUUAAGGACUAUGGUAUGAACUGGUCCCUUCGAACCAUUUUUCCAUGCACUAGCUGAAAUUUUUUGCACUUGGAUUGUAUUUGGCCAGUUUUCCAGAAAAAUUGAAAAGAGAAGUCUUGUGAGCUGGAGGGAGAAUUUCCCGGUGUACACAGAAAAAACAGCCUUGAGGGUUGGAAGCUGCUGAGGUUUUUGAGCUUUGUCUCCGUGCAUUCAUACAAGCACAGCAGGAGUUUUCUUUCUUUUGGGUCGGAGGAAUUUUAAAAAGUGGUUCCAUGCAGACUCCCCUCAGAUGCGGCAAUGGGGCUGGCAAGCCCCAUUGCUUGGGGAGGGUAAGAUUUAGAGACAAAAAAAAAAACCCCAAAGUAAUCGAGUUCCCUUUCUAACUCUUACAUUCCUUGUUAUCUGCAUUUUUUAGUUGACUUGAAAUCUCCAUGAAAGUAUAAGCUGAAGAUUUUUGAGGGUUUAGCUCUGUGGUCCUCUGUUUCCCUAUUGUAUCAUUUUUGAAGCUGAGGAGAGGCAGGUGUCAUCUCCAAAUAGACUCAGGUUUUGGUGCAGGACAUUAGAAAUGUGUUUGCAUCUGAAACUGAAAGGAAAAACUGAGAGGUGGCUUGACAGUCCCAGCAGCAGCUCUUCUGGUGUUAAGAGGAAGUGUCACCACAAUUCUACAGUGUGUGAAUAUUUAUCAUCAUCUAAUCAAAGAUGACUUAUCUUGACUUGAAAGGAGGGGUGUAAGAUAGAGGUUGUGUAGCCAGCAUCAGUAAGGAAGGGGAAUUAAAUUCUUCACCUCCAUCCGCUGUGUGUGAGCUUGGGCUUGACAGGCACAGUAGUAACCAUCAUUUUUAAUCCAUGUGAAUCUUGUUACUUAUGUCUCUGAGACGGCUUAGAUUAAGGGCACAAUCCAAUUGCUUAAUAACCCGAAACCCUGAUUUGUGCCGUACCUGGCUUGCUCAUGUAAAGGGCUGCUGGUCCUCCUCAUGCAAGGAACGGAGUUACUUUAUUCAUUAUCAGCAGGCCCUGCUGUGAGAUUUCUAGACAUGGCUCUGUGUUUCAUUUGGGUAGCUUUUUUUUCAGCUCCUUAAUUAGCAUCCUGGAAAUCAUUCCUUUUUCAUAUUUUUUCAUAUUUUUUUGGCAGAACACUAAACAAACCAUGAUUUACAGGCUCCUAUUUCAACUUGCCUGAGAGCUGAGCACUGCUGCACAUCAGGCCCACAGCCAUGGUGAGAGGAAUGGGCACAGGUGCUUGCUUCGAUGCAUGGCAUGCAGGGGUCAGCGUAUGCCCACAGGGCUCCGGCUGCAGGUAUUAGUGCAGCUGCAUGUCCCCUCCCUGCCAGGGGUUUGCAUUGAUCACCACCAGAAGCCACCAGCAAAAGCAGUAGCUUGCUGGUAGCUGUGACGAGAAAUCCUGUAGUCAGCCCACAGCUGAACGCAGAACCUUAAGCUGCCCAGGUGACACUUGCACAGAAGCUGGAGCUGCAAGAUACCUGCUUGGUUAAUUUUUGCUAGGUGUCCCCUGUCUGUUCAGGAGGAAAAAGAGGAUGUAGAAGGCUGGUUUUCCAGUUGGGGUUUUGUUUUGUUUUGUUGUUGUUUUAAAUGAAAAGCAACAAUUUUUGGUCACGGGUAGAUGUAUUGUAUUCUGCUUUCCCUGCAGCCCGUCUCUUAAAGACAUUAUAGAGGCAACCUGAUCAGAAGGUGAUGUUUGGAAGCUGCGAUGCUGGGAAUCAGAAGAGAAAAAUGAUUUUCAGCACUUAGGCACAAAUUAGAAAGUUAACAUGAUACUGCACCUUCCUGUCAAGUUGAUGAUAGUAUUUAAAAUGCUUAUAAACUUCUCUCUCCUGUUGCCCAGAUAAUUUUGGCUUCGCUCUUUUCAAAUCAACCAGUGGCCUGAUGUGAUUCAGCUCACUGCAGUAACCUCUGUUGUAGUUUCUCAGUUGAUCACAAAAGCAGCAGGGUAAGAUGAGGCAACACUACAAACGGAGGGGGGGAUGAGAAACUUGCAAGCUAUACCUUUUUUUUUUUUUUUUUCCUUUCUUUCAAGUUUAGUUUCUGCUGUAUAUUUUACUGGCAGUGGUCCCUGCCAGGAAUGCUGGAUUGGCAUUACAAAACUUUAGAGCAGAGCAAGGGAGCUCUGUUACCUAAGCAGUGAUUUAUGUUAUUUUUUUGUUUUGUUUUCUUGUUAUUGCCUGUUCCAGUAAAGAGUGCUCUGUUGGCUGAUGCUGGCCAUAUUUUGAUGGCACAGUUAAAGCCACUUUUUUCCUGUACUGAUCAAGGGUGGUAUUAGGAGGACUCUUUCUUACUGGUGCUAGCGAAGGUUGGGCUAGGAAUCCAUGGCAUAGAAAACUUCUUGCUAAAAUUGCACUUUCUCUCUGCCCCAUCUGGCUCCUGGUGGUGUUAUGGGUACGUGGCUGUGAUUCCCCUUGCACAUACUAACAUUGCACUAAAAGAGAGACUUUGGGAACAGUGUGUUGAUCACUUUGUUUCUCAGCAGACCACAAAGUCAGCCUAAUGGGGGUCUCUUUUUUUUUUUUUUUUUUUAAUUAUUGUUAUUUAGAAAUCAUGCUGGUGCUGAAUGACCUGGAAUUUUUGCUUGGAUUUAUCCAAAGGAAAAUGUAAUUGUAGCUGCAACGGGACCUUUCAUAAGGGUGGCCUUGCAGCUAGGGAGCAGAGCAAGGGCUCUGCUGUGUAAACCGUCUUUGUACCGGGGAGGUGUGGGGGGUUCCAGUGGGGUUAUUAUUGUGUUUUUUUUUUAAGACCACAAUUUUAGAUGGUCACCUUGGCAAUCGUGUGAGACAGGAAAUAGUUUUUACUUUUGGUAAAGGUUUUAAAGAGAAAAAAAGUGAAGCUGCCUGUGGUUGUGGGCUGUGGCUAUUACUAGGGCUAGGGUAGCUUGUACCUGCUAUGGACUUUACCUGCUCUUAUUCUGAGGGCAAGAACUCCCUGUAGCAACAAUGCCACUUCUGAGAAGUGAACGGCAAGUUUCCCUUCCUUUUGUAUAUGUGGAUGUGAGGGUGGGCGAGGGGAAGAGCUUGCUUGUACAGUUUGUUGAAAUGAAACCAGACAUUUUUGGUUGUUCCUAAAUAAAGAGCGUAAAAGACGAA
Molecule: messenger RNA, 8209 nt
Organism: Aquila chrysaetos chrysaetos
Lineage: Eukaryota; Metazoa; Chordata; Aves; Accipitriformes; Accipitridae
Gene: ZHX3
Product: zinc fingers and homeoboxes 3
Exons: 3
Coding region: 427-3258 (943 amino acids)
Biological process (GO): regulation of transcription by RNA polymerase II
Cellular component (GO): nucleus
Molecular function (GO): DNA-binding transcription factor activity, RNA polymerase II-specific; DNA binding
Source: RefSeq, a predicted model, not a curated record